GUCUCCUACGUGUGAUCCCCAAGAACAAGGCAGGCAGAAGGGCUGGGGGGCCGCCCUGGGCAUCCAGGGGGCCGGGGGGCCAUGCCUCCUAGCGCCCUGUGAGCCGGGCACCAUGGCCCGCGCGCUCAGUGCGCUGUCCCGCGCCUGCUGCCCGUGGUGCCUCAGCGAGGACGAGCGCACGGCCGCCAGGAUCGACCAGGAGAUCAACAAGAUCCUCCUGGAGCAGAAGCGGCAGGACCGCGGGGAGCUGAAGCUCUUGCUCCUGGGGCCCGGUGAGAGCGGGAAGAGCACGUUCAUCAAGCAGAUGCGCAUUAUCCAUGGGGCUGGCUACUCUGAGGAUGAGCGCAAGGCCUUCCGGCCGCUCGUCUACCAGAACAUCUUUGCGUCCAUGCAGGCCAUGAUUGACGCCAUGGACCAGCUGCAGAUCAGCUUCAGCAAGCCCGAGAGCGAGCAUUACGCCAGCCUGGUUAUGAGCCAGGACCCUUACAAGGUGACCACGUUCGAGAGGCGCUUCUCCCUGGCCAUGCAGAGCCUGUGGCGGGACGCGGGCAUCCGGGCCUGCUAUGAGCGCAGGCGGGAAUUCCACCUGCUGGACUCUGCGGUGUAUUACCUGUCGCACCUGGAGCGGAUCACUGAGGAGGGCUACGUGCCCACUGCGCAGGAUGUGCUGAGGAGCCGCAUGCCCACCACCGGCAUCAACGAGUACUGCUUCUCUGUGCAGAAGACCAAUCUGCGGAUCGUGGACGUCGGGGGCCAGAAGUCAGAGCGCAAGAAGUGGAUCCACUGCUUUGAGAAUGUGAUUGCGCUCAUCUACCUGGCCUCUCUCAGUGAAUACGAUCAGCGCUUGGAGGAAAACAGCCAGGAGAACCGCAUGAAGGAGAGCUUGGCGCUGUUCCGCACCAUCCUUGAGCUCCCCUGGUUCCGGAGCACCUCUGUCAUCCUUUUCCUCAACAAGACUGACAUCCUGGAGGAGAAAAUCCCCACCUCCCACUUGGCUACCUACUUCCCCAGCUUCCAGGGACCCAAACAGGACGCGGAGGCGGCCAAGAGGUUCAUCCUGGACCUGUACAUGCGGAUGUAUACGGGCUGCGCGGACGGCCCCGAGGGCGGCAAGAAGGGGUCCCGUGCCCGCCGCCUCUUCAGCCACUACACCUGCGCCACGGACACGCAGAACAUCCGCAAGGUGUUCAAGGACGUGCGGGACUCGGUGCUGGCCCGCUACCUGGACGAGAUCAACCUGCUGUGACCCGGGGAACCCCCACUCCCCGGCCCCCUCCCCCCCGGGGCCUCCGCUCGGCUCCACCUUCCACCACCCGACUUCUGA
Molecule: messenger RNA, 1324 nt
Organism: Perognathus longimembris pacificus (Pacific pocket mouse)
Lineage: Eukaryota; Metazoa; Chordata; Mammalia; Rodentia; Heteromyidae
Gene: Gna15
Product: G protein subunit alpha 15
Exons: 8
Coding region: 113-1246 (377 amino acids)
Biological process (GO): action potential; adenylate cyclase-modulating G protein-coupled receptor signaling pathway; phospholipase C-activating dopamine receptor signaling pathway
Cellular component (GO): heterotrimeric G-protein complex
Molecular function (GO): GTPase activity; G protein-coupled receptor binding; G-protein beta/gamma-subunit complex binding
Source: RefSeq, a predicted model, not a curated record